CUGGCGCUCCCAGCGCAGCGCGGCUGCUUUGGGGCUGCUGCUCCCUGCCCGGCCCCGGCCAUGGGGCGAGGGGCGGCAGCUGGGGCCCUGCUGGUGGCACUGGUGGUGCUGGGAGCCCCCCCGGCUGCGGGCGCGGAGGUCUCGGGGGUGUUUCAGCUCAUGUUUAAGUGCGAGUGUUACUUCAUUAACGGCACGGAAACGGUAAGGUUCGUGGAGAGGUACAUCUACAACCGGGAGCACUUCGUGAUGUUCGACAGCGACGUGGGGCUGCACGUGGGGUUCACCCCCUAUGGGGAGAGGUUUGCCAGGAAGAUGAACAGCGACCCGGCUAGACUGGAGUACGCACGGACUGCGCUGGACUGGUACUGCCGGUACAACUACGACUAUUACACCCCGAUCACCGUGGAGCGCCGAGUGUCCCCCAGCGUGUCCAUCUCGCUGGUGCCCCCCUCGAGCUCCCAGCCCGGCCCCGGCCGCCUGCUCUGCUCCGUGAUGGAUUUCUACCCUGCUGCCAUCCAGGUGAGGUGGUUCCAGGGCCAGCAGGAGCUCUCGGAGCACGUGGUGGCCACCGACGUAGUCCCCAACGGGGACUGGACCUACCAGCUGCUGGUGCUGCUGGAAACGCCGCCCCGGCGCGGGCUCAGCUACAGCUGCCAGGUGGAGCACGUCAGCCUGGAGCAGCCCCUGAGGCGGCACUGGGAGAUGCCGCCGGACGCCGCCCGCAGCAAGAUGCUGACGGGCAUCGGGGGCUUCGUCUUUGGCUUCGUCUUCCUGGCGCUGGGGCUCGGCUUCUCCCUGCGCAAGAAGAGCUCCUGAGCCGGCGGCGGCCGCAGCCCCUCCCCGUGGGCUCGGGCCCGGCCGGGACCCCCCGCUCCGUCCCCGCUCCGC
Messenger RNA from Melospiza georgiana, 888 nucleotides. Its product is annotated as class II histocompatibility antigen, B-L beta chain-like. Gene Ontology annotation, biological process: positive regulation of T cell activation; antigen processing and presentation of exogenous peptide antigen via MHC class II; immune response. The coding region runs from base 61 to 816 and encodes 251 amino acids. Gene Ontology annotation, cellular component: membrane; MHC class II protein complex. NCBI's taxonomy places the organism in Eukaryota, Metazoa, Chordata, Aves, Passeriformes, Passerellidae. The record is from RefSeq and is a predicted model, not a curated record. Gene Ontology annotation, molecular function: MHC class II protein complex binding. The transcript has 5 exons.